ACUGCUUCAGAGGCAACAACAGUGGGAGAGAGCUGAGAGAGAGGGAGAGAGAGAGACAGACUCAGCACCCAGAGACUGCACUGAGAGACAGACACAGCACUCAGAGACUGCACAGAACAAAAAUGCUCCGUGCUCCCCCUUUCCUCCUUAUCCUUUCCCUAAACCUCCUACAUUCCAUUUUCCUUCAUGCCGUUCCUUUAGGUGAGGAGCACAGACAUCAGAUGACACAUCAAAACUCUGCUAAUGAUCCAGUUCAUUCCUCUAAACUUGAGGUUCACCAAGAAGCUCCUCUUUCUCACAAUCAACUAGAGAAGAGAGAAGAUGCAGCUGAUAUCUCUACAAAUCAGGUGCAGUCUCGGUCUGAAUCAGAUGAUGGAGAUGAACUUUUUAAAGAUAUUAGCCCCAAAGCUCUUGCAGCUGUACUUCUACAAGCGCUCAAUGAAGGGGGUGAAGAACAAGAUUCUUCUACACUGGAGGACAGAAAGCCCUCAGAACAUGAAACGCCUAUAAAAGAGGAAGGGGCAAAUGAAAAAGUGACAGAGAGCAUACAGAGCAAAACUCAAAGCCAUGAGAAUGAGGAAGUAAAGAGUGAGGAUGAGCACUUAGAAAAUGGAGAAGACCUGGAGAGUGUGAAAUCACUGUUACAGGAGUUGGAGAGUUUUGAACCACCGCCUAAAAGAGAGCAGGAACCUUCUCAGGACACCAUCCCAGAUAAUGAGGAUUUGGAGGAAUUGAGGGAACUUCUGGGACUUGAUGAAUCAAAAGAGGAGGAAAAGAGAAACUCUCAAAAACCUCUUCCACACACUCCUAGAAUGUGGGAAGAAGAUAAAGAGGGUGAAAAAUUGGCUGGGGUUGCCCAAGACCUCUUGCUACAGUAUAUUCUGAAUGGAGGAGAAAAUGAAGGAGAACAGCAAGAGGAAGAAGGAGAAGAAAAGGAAGAAGAACAGGAUGAAGAUUACCAAGGAGGGGACUUUAUUGGUGGUCAAAGACCUCUCUUUGAGGAUGAAGAAGGUGAGAAUAUUCAGGACAAGAGAUCAACAGAGGAUGACAUAGAUGAAGUAGACCCCCAAACCAUCGAUAAUCUAAUUGAGUUGUCUACCCGCUUGCACCUCCCAGCUGACGAUGUUGUUGAUAUAAUUAAUGAUGUGGAGAGGAGGAAGAGAAGGAAAAUGAAAAAGAAGAAGGCCCGAGAAUAUCUACCAAGGAGGAAGGAUAGGACAAGGACACCUCCACAAUCCUGGUCUGACACCCCUAAACCUGUCUACUACCCAAGAAGGAGACUGGAUCAACAGCCAAUGUGGAAUAAAGUGUCAGAACCUGUGUGGAAAGUACCAGACUACAACUGGAAAAAGAUGCAACAAGCAUCCUGGAAAAAAGUUUAUGAGCCAUCCUGGAAUAGGGCAAAAUCACCAUCCUGGAAAAAGGUUCCCCAGCAAAGUUGGAAUAACAUUCCAGAUUCAAACUGGAAUAAGGUUCCAGAUUCAAACUGGAAUAAGGUUUCCGAUUCAAACUGGAAUAAGGUUUCCGAUUCAAACUGGAAUAAGGUUUCCGAUUCAAACUGGAAUAAGGUUCCAGAUUCAAACUGGAAAAAGGUUCCAGAUUCAAAUUGGAAAAAGGUUCCAGAUUCAAACUGGAAUAAGGUUUCUGAUUCAAACUGGAAUAAGGUUUCCGAUUCAAACUGGAAUAAGGGUCCAGAUUCAAACUGGAAUAAGGUUCCAGAUUCAAACUGGAAUAAGGUUCCAGAUUCAAACUGGAAUAAGGUCUCAGAUUCAAAAUGGAAUAAGGCUUCCGAUUCAAACUGGAAUAAAGUUCCAGAUUCAAACUGGAAUAAAGUCCAAGAAUCAAAGUGGAAUAAGAUGCAAGAGCCAAGUUGGAACAAGGUGCAAGAUUCAGAUUGGAAUAGUGUUAUGAAUCCAGUCCCUCGCCGUUAUCGCACCCGUCCCUCCUCAUUCAACAACUACAUUCGACCAAGGGCCUUCCAAUAUCCUCCACGAUAUUACUACAAACCCCCUAUUCCACGGAGGGAUGACUACUACGAUGAUGACCAGGACAAGCAAGAGGAGAUGGAGAACUAUAUUGAAAGGAUCCUACUGACUCACCCUGAGGUCUUCCAGUGAUAAAAAAUCCCCAAUCCUGAAGCCCAUCUAUUCUGUUUAACAACUUGUCCCAGUUAAAGAAUCCUAUGCCAUUCAACACAAACCAACUGAAAAAAAUGAGCAUCUUAAUUUAUUUCAAAUCAGUUGAACAUUCAUCCAAGUAGUAGUGAACUCAACUGAUCAAGCACAGACUGUGUAUAAAAAUAUAUACACAUAUCAAUGUAGAGUUGUGUAUGCGAGUACCUGAAAGUAUCGGUGUUUCAACCAGACAUUGCAAUUAUCAAUAAUACCACCCUGGUCUAGAAGUAGAAUCAUUAAAAAAAAGUGAAAUAUGAACAUCAAACUUCCCAAAUUACAUAAUGUGCAAAACUCAAGGAACCUAUCUAACCCAAACUAAUAAUAUGGUUCAAUUAUGCAAUUCUAGUUUUGGUCCUUAUCUGGGUUAUUUAAGAACACAUUAAUUUUGGGGGAUACGGGAUAUAUCACUUGGAAGCCUUAUGUUGUAUUGAUAAACAACUUCCCAUGAAUUACAAGAGCUUAAUAUUCUGUCUAUGUGAUGUGUUAAUAUAUUUUAAGAUGGUUCUGAUAUUUUAAAAAAAUAUUUCAGAAAGCAUAUUUCAUAUAUUUAAAAACGAGUCAAAACUCUGGCACAGUU
Messenger RNA from Pelobates fuscus (common spadefoot toad), 2751 nucleotides. RefSeq names its product VGF nerve growth factor inducible (gene VGF). Lineage: Eukaryota; Metazoa; Chordata; Amphibia; Anura; Pelobatidae. Gene Ontology annotation, molecular function: neuropeptide hormone activity. Bases 123 to 2117 code for a protein of 664 amino acids. The record is from RefSeq and is a predicted model, not a curated record. The transcript has 2 exons.